CGUGCACAUUUUGUUUACAGUCCUCCUCUUUAUCUGUAAUGUCCAUCAUUAAUUGCCUGUACCUAUUUUUGUUUGUCAAUUCCGUCGUAAAAGUGAUAGUGAAGUGCUAAACCUACUUUUUCACUUUUUUCCUCAGUCUGCCCACCAGUACUUUCUCUCCUGCAGGUCUAUUCCUCCUUGCAGGUUGAUUUGCCCAUGCUUCUGUAGCGCCUUUUCGCAUCGGUCCUCUCUAAAAUUUAGGUAUCUUAUAUACUUCCUGUUCUUGUGAAGUUAUCAACCUCGGUUCAGAAUGUACGUUCAAGUCAGAACUAUUGAUGGUAAGCAGAAGAUAACUCUCAAUGUCUCUAAAACCAUAUCUGUCGAAAACUUUCGCAAGGAAGUUGAGAAGGCCUUUGAUGUGCCGUGUGACAAGCAGCGUCUCUUCUACAGAGGAAAGCAGCUGGAAGACGAACACUCAUUAUUCGAUUACAAUGUGAAUGUGAAUGAUGUGAUUCAGUUGAUGGUACGCCAAGCUGUUCCUGAGCCUAGUACUUCAACUUCAUCAGAGGCCACAUCAACUGAAGUCGGGAAAGAACCUGCCGAAGAGGAAGAAAAGCCCAGUACAUCAACGAAAGUGGAAAGCAAGUAUUUUAAGAUUGGUGAUCAUGUUGAUGCCAAAGAUAGCAUUUAUGGCGCGUGGUUUGAAGGGCAAAUCGUGGACAUUAUCAAAGUUACGAAAGACGAUAAACCUAAGUCUUCUGAAGCCGAUGAUAAUGAUGGAGAGACAAAAACAUCUGACGAAAAUGAGAAGCAAGAAAAUGAAAUCAAGGAUGAAAGCGACCUUGAAUUCAUGAUUGCUUUCAAAUGUUAUCCUGACGACCCACCAGCUCCAAUCAAACUGAAUGAUAUUCGGCCUAGGAUGUCUGUAAAGGUUUCCAUUGAUGAUGUCAAAGUGGGUGACAGAGUCCUCGUCAAUUACAACAUAGAAGAACCAACGCAAAGAGGAUACUGGUACGACUGUCUUGUGAAAAGCAUCACCAAGUCACGGAAAAAUCCUGAACUGGUUGGAACCCUCUCUGUAGGCACUGAAAAUAUUAGUCUUGAAAAUUGCAAAAUUAAGUUUACGGAUGAGUUGAUGAAGGUUGAAACAGUCAAGUUGAUGAAAGAUCGAACUGCAGAAGAAGAAUCACGCAUGCAAGAUGAAUCAACAGAUUCACGAGCUAAUGCGCCUUAUUGUACUCGGUGCAAUGACAACCCACGGAGGAACUGCAAAGAAUGUGGAUGUCAUGUCUGUGGCAAGAAAGAUGAACCAGCCCAACAAUUGAUGUGUGACGAAUGCAACAUGCCAUACCACAUUUGGUGUUUGAACCCUCCUCUAGAAUCAAUUCCUGACAUUGAUGAAUGGUACUGCGCUGAAUGUAAAAAUGAUGAAAAUGAGAUAGUGAAAGCUGGAGAAAAACUCAAGGAUAGCAAGAAAAAAGCCAAAAUGGCAUCCAAAAAGAACAACACAAGCCGUGACUGGGGCAAAGGAAUGGCAUGCGUCGGCAGAAUGAAAGAGUGCUCUAUUGUUCCUUCUAAUCAUUUCGGCCCAGUUCCUGGUGUUGAAGUAGGCACUAUAUGGAAAUUUAGAUUGCAGGCAUCUGAAGCUGGUAUUCACCGACCACAUGUGGCAGGAAUCCAUGGUCGCGAAAGUGAAGGUGCCUACAGUAUCGUGUUGAGUGGAGGUUAUGAAGAUGAUGUUGACGAUGGUGAAGAAUUUUUGUAUACUGGAAGUGGAGGACGAGACUUAUCAGGGAACAAACGCACAGCUGAUCAGAGCUCCGAUCAAAAGUUGACGAGGAUGAAUCGAGCUCUUGCAUUAAACUGUAAUGCACCUCUAAAUGACAAGGAAGGUGCCACCGCUAAAGAUUGGAAAGGUGGAAAACCAGUGCGAGUCGUUAGGAACUACAAAGCUGCGAAACAUUCAAAGUAUGCUCCAGAAGAUGGAAACAGGUAUGAUGGAAUCUACAAAGUUGUUAAAUACUACCCUGAGAAAGGUAAAUCUGGUUUCAUAGUAUGGCGAUAUCUGAUCCGUAGAGAUGACCCUACUCCAGCUCCAUGGACCAAAGCGGGCAAGAAACAUAUCGAAGCUCACAACCUAGAAAUGAAGUACCCAGAUGGUUACUUGGAAGCACUAGAAGCUAAGAAGAGCCUAGAAGGCCCGGACACACCCCAGAGUGCCAAAAAGAAGCGCGUAUUGAAGGAAUUAAGUGACACGCAGAGUCCUCCUGCCAAGAAAACCAAAGUGGCUGCGUACAAACUACCAGCUGAAGAUAAAUCACUCAUUGAAUCAGAUUCUCUUAAUACCAAACUUUGGGAAUCUUGCACUGCUCUUCUCUCCCAAGGGAAACAGAAAUUCCUGGACCAGGUGCAAGAAUCCUUUGUUUGUAUUUGCUGCCAAGAACUCGUUCAUGAGCCGGUUACCACCCCUUGCAGUCAUAAUAUUUGCCAUGGUUGCCUGAAAAGAUCCUUCAACGCUAGUGUUUACACCUGUCCUCAUUGUCGUGCUGAUCUCGGUAACAAAUACGAGUUGAAAGUUAAUAAAAAUCUAUCCACCGUCCUGCUUUCACUUUUCCCUGGUUAUCAAACGGGCAGAUGAAAACCCUUUUUGCUCAAACAUCCUCUAACUCAACUGUAUGUAUGUUUUACUUCUUGUUGCUUUUAGCCAAUCAUUGAAGAGUUAUUUUGAGUGCAAACUUGUCUCUUGUAUCCAAUCUUCAUCAUAACAUUCAACAUUCAAAUUGGAGCUAUUUAAAAUUUAUAGCUCAAACCUCUGAAAAUAGAUGAUUAAACGCCAAUUGGUUAUCACAAGUAUGAUAGUACCAAAUAGUCUAUCCAACUGAAGAAGCUUUGCAAGUCAGGAAAAAAGUUCACUUUAAAAAAUAAGGAGAAGAACAGAAAAAUGUCAUGACAAAGGCCGGAAUUUAUAAGUUGCUCAUUUUCUAUCUUUCAAAAGCUUGCAACUCUCCGACAAAAUUGUUAGAAAAUUGUGAAUUCUUGUUACUUUUUUUUUACUCUAUUUGAAGGUACGGAGGAGUUUUAGAUCAAUUUCAGAUUACUGUCAGAAAUCACCUCUUUUUUCAAUGCAUGACAGUAUGUAGAAUCAUUGGAAAAGUUAGGGACUGAUUGUCUCAUUUUAACUAGGGAAAGUCGGAUAAAGUAAUGUAAACAAGAAUUCUUAAGGUCUGUUCAAGUCUGAUUGAUAAUUGUGUAUCUCAAGUGUUCAUGCAAAACUAGCGUUUUCUUUUACCAAGCUCAUUUUUCUGUUUUGAAAAUCUGUCUUUUGACUUCGAACGCUGAUUAAGUAAAAACUUACAGAAAAAUUUCCAUGCAAACUGUUUUUGACACUUUAAAUAACUGCCUGUAAUUUUCUAUUCCUAAUUUUAUUCAUAGUUGUAAGUUUCUAUUGAACAUUUCCAUUCCCCUUUUUUAUUUUUAUUAUUAUUAUUAUUUAUUUAUUUAUUGAUUGAUUGAUUCGUCGUGUAUUUUAUUUAAGAUAUGCAUGCCAAAUAACUUGUUCAGUGGAAUACCCAUGACAUUUUUCUCCGUAAAUGCAAAAAUUUACCAAUUUUUCUUGUUUUAAAUCAGUUGAGCCUGAACCUGUUGUAUUAUGAAGCAACCACAAUAACUGUUGAUAAUCAUUCCCUCGAUUUCCGUCCAAAUUCGAGAUAAUAUAGGAAACAAGUUUUGAAUAGAUAAAUAUGAUUCUAAGGCUGAGCCUGUAGUAUAUCUAUUUUUUUAUAACUUGUAUUUUUUUAAUUUAAGUAUAUGAAGAAUUUUAGGCAAAGAUAAUGUUUUUUGAACUCUUGAAGAGAUUUCCAUAGCAGUCUGUAUUACAGCUUUAAUCUAAAGCUGGUGAGAAUUUUAUUUCAACGGCAAUCUUUUAUGAACAUGCUUUCAACUUUAAAUUCUUGGACUGAAGAAGAAUUUUUAAUAUUAAGAAUUGAAAUGUUUAAACUCUGAAAGUCUCGUAUUCUAAAUCAAUUUUUCCCUUACUGCAAUCAUUCAAAAAAUUAUUUUAGUUGGCUCUGGAGUGGAUCCUCUCAGCUGAUUUGUUUAUUUGCUUAACUAUUCCUUGUUUUUUUUUUUUAAAUCUUAACACUAUUGUGUUAACUAUUGUGUAGAAGGUAAAGGAAAAAUUGUUUUUAAGUAUGCAUUUUUUAAGAGUUUGUAGUUUUAAUUUUUUUCUGUUCUGAAUUUCUUAAAUGCCGCUCUAAAGGUUUACUAAUUGCCUGUGUUACUGCGUGAACUAUUUUGUAUUUAUAUUAUCAAUAAUACCUAAUUAGCCGCCUAAUCAUUUUAUUCUGAUUUUUUAAAACUGUACUUUUAGAAUUUUUCAUGGGCUUGUUGCGCUGGUUAAAGAAUUAUACUUUGAUGGUUUAAGCUAAUAGAUAGACAGGAAAUAAUGAGAUCUGUUUGAACAUCGAAUUUGUAUGUCCAAUGUUAACGGAUAAAGAACAGGAUCGAAAACGUCAUUCACCGUACCACUGUAUGCCAUUUUUGCCUGGUUUUUUCCACCUUGGUUUCAUCUGCAUUUUACGUUUAGCAACCAGUGCUAAUGUGUGUCUCACUAAUUGAUGAAUCCAAGGUGGAAGAAACUCUGGUAUGGAUGACAUUAUUUGCUUUGCUUAUUGAUGAGCAAUAUCUCUGUCCACAUUAGACAUCAAAACUUUGUGUUUGAACAGAAUUCAUAAUUUUUUGCUAAUCUAUCAUCUUGAACCAUAAAACACGAUUUUGUGAGUAGUGCAAAUUACCCAUUGCUUAUUCCAAUUGUAUAUUGACAAUUUUUCACAUAUUUGAAUUUUACAGGAAUUAGCGAACUGUUUUGAAUCCCCCUGUCUCAGACGGUCUAUAUUCUACGAACGUGCUAUUGUAAUAAAAUUUGGUAUCCUGUGUUUAUUUUAAAGUAGAGAGACAAAGUGAAUUCAAAGUUUUUUUAUUUGAGCCAAAGAGGAUGUUGUUUUUUGUUUUUCUUUCAAUUUUGAGGACAUCAAUAUGAAAUGAGACUGUGAUAGUGUUGGCUCAAAGUAAAACUUUUCAAAUCUCUUUGUCUCUUCUUUUAUAUAAAUUGUAACUGUUUUGGCCAUUUUUCCUUGAUAAGUGUGAAAAAAAAAAUAAAAAACUGUGCCCCUUUUGGUAGUUUGUUGCUUGACCGGUCAACAAAACAUUGUUUUGUGUGAAAUAUUAUUUUAGUCUAGCUGAAUAAAUCAUAUAGUUUCUCACUAUUU
Molecule: messenger RNA, 5246 nt
Organism: Bemisia tabaci
Lineage: Eukaryota; Metazoa; Arthropoda; Insecta; Hemiptera; Aleyrodidae
Product: E3 ubiquitin-protein ligase UHRF1
Biological process (GO): protein ubiquitination; negative regulation of gene expression via chromosomal CpG island methylation
Molecular function (GO): protein binding; ubiquitin protein ligase activity
Source: RefSeq, a predicted model, not a curated record